Scatophagus argus is the source of this 3747-nucleotide messenger RNA. It is a transcript of the gene sgk1, whose product is annotated as serum/glucocorticoid regulated kinase 1. Gene Ontology annotation, molecular function: ATP binding; protein serine/threonine kinase activity. Bases 1153 to 2448 code for a protein of 431 amino acids. Gene Ontology annotation, biological process: protein phosphorylation. NCBI's taxonomy places the organism in Eukaryota, Metazoa, Chordata, Actinopteri, Scatophagidae. The record is from RefSeq and is a predicted model, not a curated record. The transcript is spliced from 10 exons.
UCCUUUUUACGCACUGUAAUCAAUAUGUCUUAAAAUGAAGUUGGCCUUCACAGGUGAUACUGUCUGAUACUUUCAUUCCGCUGGAGUGUAAGUUGAACCAGGCGCCUUACAUAAGCGUGCCUGACCGGUCUGCUGUGUGCCAGCGCACAGUAAAAGUGGCAAUUUUCCAAAUAAAGUCCUCCUGAACAUCACUUUGAAGUGUUUUGGCUGCCUCUGAGAGACUUACCAGUAGGUUAAAACAGACUGUAGGACUGAUCUUGCUCUUUCUUUCUUUUUCUUUUUUUUUUCGCUUAAGCUGGAUGCAUUCAGGAGUUUCUCAGCCUGUACUUUUCCACUAGUCGCGGCUUUUUCUUGGCAUCGGGCCUCCCUCGGCUCAGGCUCUCCCUCUCGUCUUUUGUGUGCCGAGGGAAUCUGCGUCACUCCCGGUCGUUUUAAUUGAGAAGCAGCCAAAGAGUGAAGCUGAUAGGUCUAGUUAAGAGGCUAUCGGAUUAUUUGUACAGGGCCAAGUUACAAACUCAGGGGGCUUCGAUGGGAAACAGUGCUACAAAAAUAACCAGGAGCUUGGAGAAUCUCUCUCUUGAACACUUUCACUGCUGCUUCUCUUUUUGAAAAAUCUGCAGUUUAUUCUGUAGCUUACUCACAGAAGUUUGAGGGGCACCAUACAUACACCAUGUGGACACAUCUGGAUGUCAUCAGCCUGUAGGAUUUAUUUUCGCAGCUUUGAGUACUGAAAUGGUGCUUUCUGGAUGACAGACAACGCAUGGGAUGUUAAGCAAAGUUGCUAUGGUAUUGCACAAACAAUGAGCAAAUAAUCCAAACCGGCCUUUCUGUGAGUGGUGGUAAAGAACUUUUUUUCUUCCUUUUUCCUGCGUUUUUGACGCAAGCGCUUCACGAGGUGCGGCUAUGACGCGUUGGGGGCGCAACGGCCUCUGAUUGGGCGAGAACGAGAUCGAUCAUCUUCUCUCUGUCCAUUUAGCAGAAAGAAAUGUUUGCAGAGGAUCACGCCCACAGAGAUUGUGGGCGUGUGUGUGUGUGGGCGUCGUCUUCCUCCUCCUCUUCGGCCUGUAAUAAAACCAGAGCCAAAAGCAAGUCGUUUAUAUUUUGCCUUUGGGCUGCUGAUGAGUGCUGAGCUGCAGUUCAACUCAUCACAUCAUGACGAUCAAAACAGAAGCAGAAAAGCCUGUCCUGACUUAUUCGAAGUCCAGAGGGCUAGUGGCAUUAGUGACCGCUUUUAUGAAACAGAGGAGGAUGGGGCUGAACGACUUCAUUCAAAGGCUUGCCACAAACUCCUACGCCUGCAAGCAUCCUGAAGUUCAGUCUAUUCUGAACUUGACUCCUCCUCAGGAUGCUGAGCUCAUGAACACAAACCCUUCUCCUCCUCCCAGUCCAUCCCAACAGAUCAACCUCGGUCCAUCCUCCAACCCCUCAGCCAAACCCAGUGACUUCCACUUCCUCAAGGUGAUCGGCAAGGGCAGUUUCGGCAAGGUGCUGCUUGCACGCCAUCGCGCAGAUGACCAGUUUUAUGCAGUCAAAGUCUUACAGAAAAAGGCAAUCCUCAAGAAGAAGGAGGAGAAACACAUUAUGUCUGAGAGGAAUGUGCUGCUAAAGAAUGUCAAGCACCCGUUCUUGGUGGGCCUGCACUACUCUUUCCAAACAGCAGACAAACUGUACUUCAUCUUGGACUACAUCAAUGGAGGAGAGUUGUUCUAUCACCUACAGAGAGAGCGCUGCUUCCUCGAGCCUAGAGCCAGGUUCUACGCAGCAGAGAUCGCCAGCGCACUGGGUUACCUCCACUCCCUCAACAUUGUCUACAGAGACCUGAAGCCAGAGAACAUCCUGCUGGACUCACAGGGGCACAUCAUUCUUACAGAUUUCGGCUUGUGCAAGGAGAACAUUGAACCCAACGGGACCACGUCGACCUUCUGCGGUACGCCGGAGUAUUUAGCUCCUGAGGUCCUACAUAAGCAACCGUAUGACAGGACAGUAGACUGGUGGUGUUUAGGAGCUGUUCUCUAUGAGAUGCUCUAUGGCUUGCCUCCGUUCUACAGUCGUAAUACAGCAGAAAUGUACGACAACAUCCUGAACAAGCCGCUGCAACUGAAACCCAACAUUUCCAACGCAGCCAGACACCUGCUGGAGGGUCUGCUACAGAAGGACCGGACCAAGAGGCUGGGCUGCACAGAGGACUUUAUUGAAAUUAAGAACCACAUAUUCUUCUCCCCCAUCAACUGGGAUGACCUCAACGCCAAGAAAAUCACCCCUCCGUUUAACCCUAACGUGACGGGACCCAACGACCUACGGCACUUUGAUCCAGAGUUCACAGAUGAGCCGGUGCCCAGCUCAAUUGGCUGUUCCCCCGACAGCGCGCUCGUCACAGCCAGCAUCAAAGAGGCUGCCGAGGCCUUUGUGGGCUUCUCCUACGCCCCGUCUAUGGACUCCUACCUAUAGGAUUUAAACACAGGCACCUAAUAUGGACACCAAUCCAGACUUACAGGACAUAAACUGUGGUGUGUCCAUGGACUUGCAUCUUGACCCCACCUUGCAUUUCCAAUCAGGAUGAUAGACAUUUCUGAACCAACUCCUGCGACAUCUCUGCAUCUGCAAAGAAGUUAUACAUGUGCACUUGCCAUAAUCUCCCCAACUCUUGAAUGCGUUUAGAACAACUUGCUACAAGAGGACAUCUGCCAUAAUUAAAUGAUUUAUUGGGGUUACAAUUCUCCAUCAAGCCCAGAUUUACCAACGCACAAAUUCUUCAACCUUCCGCAACAGACACACAUGCUCUACAAUCUUCAGUUGCCCAUCUCUUACCUGAUAGUGGAGAUCCUUCGCACAUAGCUCAGGCAGCUUAAAAGUCCAACUCGACCGUGAAGCCACAACAGACAAGCACACACCAACUUCGACCUUUUUUCAAAAGAAGAAGGCUGGACUGUACUACACCAACCCGACAAGGAUUUCCAUCUUCAUCUAUGUAGCGAAACAACUUCUCUCUUUUGAGAUUCUGUCUGACCACCACCUUCUUAGUCUGAGUAGCUUGGAGGUUUAUUUUGGUGCUUUAGUUUCUUCUCAUUUACUUACAAAAGGGAGUCAUUUACAGCUGAAUGUUACAGAGGGGGAUUGGUUUUUUUUUUCUCUCAAAUGUGCCUUUUGUUUUUUCUCUCCAUCAGAAAACUCACAUCUUUUGGGUUUGUAUGUGUCAACCUCGGUGUCUCCGCUCCACACCUGAUUGCAGGCUGGAGGAGCCAUUUUUCGAAGUCACCCGAGACAGUGUAGCACUAAAUUAAUAUACUUAUUCUGUCUUUAAUGUGUGAGACGUAGGGACUCAAAUGAUGUUUCAUAUCUUCAUUUGCACAUAGAACAUUAACGGUAAUGCUGAUCGAGAGAAAGGAAGACAGAGCACUGCUGCUAGGUAAGAAAGACGUGUUCAGAAAUGUGUAGUUCUGCUUGCCAGCUGUGUCCCCCUCUUACGGUCUUCCAUUCGCCUCAUAAUAAUGUAACAGCGGCCUUCAGCCGAGCUGACAUCGAAACUGAACAUUCCAUUUUAAUAUUGCUGUAAUGAAGUUUGACGGUAUUUAAGUUUGUUUGUAUAUUUGAAGUCAUGUGUACUAGUUUUAAUGUAUAUUGAACAAAAAUGAUUAAGAGUAUGCUUAAAUAUGUAUAUGUAAUAAUUCAUGUUAAAUGUACUGUAAAUUGUAAAAUUGUUUAAGAUUUAUGUGACCAUGUUCGGUUUGCAAUAAAAGUUUAACUUUA